Mycena indigotica is the source of this 1932-nucleotide messenger RNA. Its product is annotated as Hexose transporter 2. Gene Ontology annotation, biological process: carbohydrate transport; transmembrane transport. Bases 1 to 1932 code for a protein of 643 amino acids. Gene Ontology annotation, molecular function: carbohydrate:proton symporter activity. The transcript is spliced from 16 exons. NCBI's taxonomy places the organism in Eukaryota, Fungi, Basidiomycota, Agaricomycetes, Agaricales, Mycenaceae. The record is from RefSeq and is a predicted model, not a curated record. Gene Ontology annotation, cellular component: plasma membrane.
AUGCAAAAGCGGCACCGUCCUUGGACUCAAUGGCCAUAUCAACACCGAAUUUAUGUAAUGGAACCUGAAGUUUUCCGGCCUGCGAGUAUCGUCGAGCUCCACAUCCAGCCACACACCGCCGUCAUCAUCGGUCGUUCCCGCGUUGAAUGUGCAUUCCGGACCGUUAUACGGACCGCCAUCUUCCCUUCCCUGCCUAUUCCUCCGCCCGAAAUGGUAAAAGAAACGGCAAUAUCUAGCAGAGCUAUACUGCUCGCUGUGUUCAUCGCAUUCGGAGGAUUCCUGUUUGGCUAUGACAUUGGCGUCAUCUCAGGCUGCCUUAUCAUGCCCGACUUUAUUGACCGCUUUGGCGAGUUUCGCCCAGAUGGUACCAAGUUUCUAUCGAGCUCGCGCCAAUCCAUCAUAACCUCAUUGCUAUCCGCUGGAACUUUCGUGUCGGUAUCUCAUGUCACCCCGUCUUCUCUCUACAAACCUCUUUCCAGCGGGGCUCUCGGACAGGCAUUCACGAGUGACAGUUUUGGACGACGCGGCUCUAUUCUCAUCUGGUCUGCGAUCUUUACAGUUGGGGUUGCCAUCCAAACUGGCACAGUUCGUUCUAUCGCACAACUCACUGUUGGACGAUUCAUAGCUGGGUUAGGUGUCGGUGCUCUUUCUGGUAUGUUCCAAUUUGCGGCACCGAAUUAUCCGACUCAUUGCGCGUCCACUCAACAGCUAUCGUACCGUCUGUUUCCUACCCUCUAUCUCUCGAAACAUCAAAAUUCAUACCAAAGCAGAUUAUAUAAUGGAGAAACGUCCCCCAAGGCUUAUCGAGGGACAUUUUUAGUCCUGUAUCAGCUUCAAAUCAUCAUUGGGUUAUUCCUCAGCUAUGUUUUGGACCUUGCCACACACUCAAUACCCAAUUCUGCUUCUUGGCGUGUUCCUGUUGGUCUCCAACUCGUUUGGGGGCUGGCGCUCCUCUCCGGCAUAUUUUUUCUCCCCGAAUCCCCACGUCUGCUCCUCGGAAAUGGAAAGAAAGAACAGGCUCAGCGUGUCAUCGCAGACCUCAAUGGCGUCACGAUCGACGACCCCAUUGUCGCCGAGACUGUAGAAGAGCUUGAGUAUGCUAUUGAACAGGAGAAUGCUGGCGGGAAAGCGACCUGGGCCGAGUGUUUUUCAACGCGUAAUGCGAUGUGGAAGCGGACCGGCAAUGGUAUGAUGAUCCAGUUCCUGCAGCAAUUGAAUGGGCAGAACUUUUACUACUACUAUGGCGACACUUUUUUCAAGAGUGCUGGCACACAGCUCUCACCCUAUGUUAUCCAGACCAUCCUGGGAGGUGUUUCUGUUGCUGGAACAAUCCCUGCCCUGCACCUGAUUGAAUCUUGGGGGCGGCGAAAGCUUCUUCUAACUGGCGCACUCCUGCAAGCCGCUUGUGCUAUCAUAGCUGGACUGGUCGGUCAUUACACUUUAGCACCGACUGGGACUGCCUCAGAGCUUCUUACGCGUCGCAAUAAACAAGGAGGUGAUGUCCUCAUCGCAUUCGCUGUUCUGCACGUCUUGUGCUUCUCUAUCUUUUGGGGGCCCACACCUUGGGUUUACCUUGGAGAAUCGUUCCCGCUUCGUGUGCGUCCCAAAGCUAUCGCACUUGGAAGUGCUAGCAACUGGAUUUGGAACUUCCUUCUUGGAUUUUUCGCGCCUCGUAUUGCGGAGGACAUCGGUCCUCUUAUUUUGAUGAUUUUCUUUUCGAUGUUGGUUGUUGCGUUCAUUUACGUAUACCUUUUUAUCCCGGAAACUAAAAGCCUCAGUUUGGAGGAAGUCGACGAACUAUAUCGCUCCGGUGUCAAACCCUGGCACUCUUCUAGUUGGCAACCUCAUUUACUCGACGGUAUUCGGGAACGAGAUGGGAAAGAUGUCAGAGCCAGCAACGAAAAAGCGGCAGUAGCGGAAAAGGAAGCCUGA